Pomacea canaliculata is the source of this 690-nucleotide messenger RNA. RefSeq lists its product as uncharacterized. The transcript has 5 exons. NCBI's taxonomy places the organism in Eukaryota, Metazoa, Mollusca, Gastropoda, Architaenioglossa, Ampullariidae. The annotation marks the transcript as partial. The record is from RefSeq and is a predicted model, not a curated record.
CGGCUCACAGCGCCACUACAUAGAGAUGUAUUCAGUUCACUCAAAGAACGAAGUCUGACUGUGAAAAGUUUUUCAAAGAUUCCGCCGUCAUCUUAAGCAUCUCAAUGAAAGGCUUUGUCUGGAGGUUGGUGGUGGCACUGAGUGUGUUCACUGAAAUCGUCGCCGCCCAAUACGAUGUUCCCGAGGCAAACGAGAGGAACGUCGCUCGACUAGGAACCUGCUCUAACAGCUCUGUGUCUAGGCGAGAUAACAGUGAUCGACAUUGCUCUUGGAUUAUAAAUGGAAAUAAAGACGUAACUGAUGGAAGCCGUAACUGCUUCUCUACUGCAGAUGAGGUUACUAAGCCAAGUCGUUUGACAGUGAUUCUGAAACACAGAUAUUAUAUUCACAAAGUGGUCAUCUACGGACGUAGUAACGAUCUAGACAGAAUGCCGCAGAUUCAAGUCUUCUUCGAUGGUAUACCAGUCUAUAAUGUCAGCGAAAAACGUAAUGUCACCAUCUGGAAAAUACCAGAAAACUCCCGUCAAUUUGCAAAAAAUGUUCUUCUACAUAAAGAUAAUACAGCAACGUACAGGGACAUAAGCUUGUGCGAGGUGGAGAUUUACACGUGCAAUGAAGGGUUUUUUUGGUCCACGUUGACAGACCGUGUUGGUGCCAAGAGGUGCAAAGAGUGGCAAUGGCUCUGCCUAG